CAUUCUUUGGACAUACAACUUAGUUGUAUCCAUCUUGUUAUAUGAUGUACGAGAGUGACCCUAUGGAAGUAGAAGAGGAGAAUGGCGCAGUUGGGCCGAGCUUCGCAGAGGGCUGCACAUCUGAACCCUGUAUAGCAGAAGCAUGCAAACCAGAACCCUGUACAGCAGACACAUGCAAACCUGAACCCUGUGUAGAAGAUGUCUGCACAUCUAAACCCUGUGCAGCAUUCUACACAUCUGAUGGCUGCACAUCUGAUAGAUGUGCUGAAAUGGAUAUGCCUGAGGAUGGUCGCCGUGGUGUGAAAAGGGCUAGACAACCAAGUCCAAAGGAUUACUUUGGACUGCAUAAAGCUAUAUGCACGUCACCACCACCAGGAUCAAGGAUGUUGGAAUACACAGGUGGGAUUACUAUUUUCCAAUAUGGUGCUUCUACAAGCACUGGGAUAACAUCUAGUUUCAUGCAGAAUGAUGAAGCACGAGUGCCGUUAAAACGGGUUUCCUCUUCCCCCUUGGAGGAAAUGCAUAUUAAAAAAAGUCGAGAUAUUUCUGACAGAAGUGUUAUACAAGAUUGUCCUCGAGGUCUAUUCGGUGGAUCACCAACACCCAUCUGUCCAUCCACUGGAUUUCCAAAUCACAUUCUUGAGAUCCGAAAAAAACAGGAUGUAGUUGAUAUUUCUGAUAGAAGUGUUAUGCAAGAUUGUCCUCGAGGUCUAUCCGGUGGAUCACCAACACCCAUCUGUCAAUCCACUGGAUUUCCAGAUCACAUUCUUGACACCGGAGAAAGACAGGAUGUAGUUGAUAUUUCUGACAGAAGUGCUAUACAAGAUUGUCCUGGAAGUCUAUCCGAUGGAUUACUAACACCCAUCUGUCCACACAAUGGAUUUCCAUAUACAAUUCUCAACAUUAACAAGUGGAUACGAAAAAUACAGCGUAAAAUCGAUGGGAUGGAAGAUGAAAAACCCACUUAGAAAUGUAUGCUGAAGAGACAUUUCUUAUUCUUAUUCCUCAUUAGUAGAAAAGCAUCUAGCAUCUAGCAUCCAGCAUCUAGCAUAUAGUCCUCUUUCUUAACGAAGCCUUUUCAAUAAUUGUUUUUCAAAACAUAAUAUGGAUUAAAAAACACAAUUGAAAUUAAAUAUUAGAAUUAGAAAAGAAAA
Molecule: messenger RNA, 1154 nt
Organism: Argiope bruennichi
Lineage: Eukaryota; Metazoa; Arthropoda; Arachnida; Araneae; Araneidae
Exons: 6
Coding region: 42-968 (308 amino acids)
Source: RefSeq, a predicted model, not a curated record